Messenger RNA from Microdochium trichocladiopsis, 1973 nucleotides. Its product is annotated as heterokaryon incompatibility protein-domain-containing protein. The record is from RefSeq and is a predicted model, not a curated record. The transcript has 2 exons. Bases 224 to 1777 code for a protein of 517 amino acids. Lineage: Eukaryota; Fungi; Ascomycota; Sordariomycetes; Xylariales; Microdochiaceae.
CAAAGGUCUCUUCAAACGCAGCGGCGAUAUCAAUGUCCAUAGGCGCUCAAAAGGGGAGAGCUCUUGGCUGUACCUUCAAUUUACACCGCAUGACCAGUACUCUAAUCCACGGCCGACUUUUGAUCUCAUCGUCAAGGCAAUCAGAGGUGUUCCGAAUCCAUGGAAUAUCAAAGGCGAUCCUCCUUUCCUUGCGCCGCCAGGAUCAUCAGCGGUAGCCACUACAAUGCGUGAUUGGUUGCACAUCUGUGACACCACUCAUACAAAAUGCAAGACCCCGUACGAACCUACGCUACCCACUCGAGUACUUGACAUCGGAGAGGUGGGUACAACUGUUGCCAAACUUGUCGAGACUGGAGGUGCAAAGGGACGGUAUAUCUGCCUGAGCUACUGCUGGGGAUCAACGCCCUUCACCAAGACGACACAGGCGAACAUCGAGUCUCACAAGGCAGGCAUCCGAGUCAGUACCAUGUGUCAGACCUUUCAGGAUGUUAUAAAGGUGGUUCAGCAGCUCAAUAUCCGCUACAUCUGGAUCGACGCGCUGUGCAUAAUCCAGGAGGACGCCGCAGACUGGGACAGGGAGGCGGCACGCAUGGCGCCUUACUACAGCAACGCAUACUUGACCAUCGCCGCGAGCUGGGCUCAGUCCGCAACGCUCGGUCUUUUCCCACCUGCACCCAAAACGGCGCGAAUCGGGCCUCUCGAAGUCUUCUCUUCAACAAGGCACUUCCCACAGUUGGUUGACGAUCUAGAGCACCGCCUGCCUGGCUCAGAUGCAAUGGCCUUCCCAAUGCUGACUCGGGGGUGGUGUUUCCAAGAGAGACUCCUGAGCCCUCGUGUCUUGCACUUUGCACAGCAUGAGCUGAUUUGGGAAUGCAGAGAGUCUCUUACUUGCGAAUGCGGCCAGGUUGGUUAUGCUUACAACCACACGCCCAAGCCCGAGUUCUUCGACGGCAUCUCCAACAUAUCGACCAAGCUUGAGAGGAACUCCGAUGACAGCUGGCGAAGGCUCGUGGCCGAGUACACGGCGCUCAGCCUCACCCUUGUCGAUGACCGCCUGCCUGCGCUCGGUGGGUUGGCUGAUGAGAUGAUCAGAAGCUACAGUCUCCAGGGUCUAUCCAGGACGUAUGUAGCAGGUCUCUGGGUCGAAUGCCUACUCGGUGACCUGUGCUGGAAGCGAGAGGCAGGGCAGCGAUGUAAUCCCCGCGACCCAGCCUCGCCAGACCCCCUGCCAUACCGCGCACCGUCAUGGUCGUGGGCAUCGAUCGAUGGCCACGUUGACUACAGCGACAAGCUCAGCUACGGCGGCUAUCGCAACGAACCUGGGUACCGCAAUAUCGAGUACGCGACUGUGCUCGGCGCCCAUUGCACCCCGGCGGGCGCCUCAAAGACUGGCCGCGUGACAGAUGGUCAUAUUGACCUGGAGUGCUUCCUCGUCCCAGCUGUGUUGAAGGAGCUGGAUGAACCAGAUUGGGAGGGGAGAACCCUGGGCUACGAACCUCUGCAGACCGCGUACAUGAACUUGCAGUGGUAUUCGGACGGGCGGGCCCGGGUUGAGCCAGGAGCGGAGGGGAGAUACUUUGUCCUGCCUCUGGUCACGAUCGACACGAGCUCAUAUGAGACAUUUCACGGGAUACUCGUGCAGAGUCAGAGUGGGGUCUUGGUUCAAGAGAAGGACGAGCGUCCCGUGAUGGUCAGAAUUGGAUUUGUGACAAAGAGAUAUGAAAGGUGGUCGACGACGAUGAAAGACCUCUCAAGGAGGAAAGUCCGGCUUGUUUAGGAGGCUGUCGUUGGUGCCACAGCCUGCCGUCACCCACGUAUUGCAGGGUAGCGUCCAGGGACCUUGUAGAUUACGCUAGCCAGCAUCGUUUGAAAACGAGGCCUACUGUGACGACCCGACCAACAGGUCGCAAGAUCGGGCCAAGGACAAGGGCAGGUCAUGCACGCGGGGCGGACACACCCCUGGUUACGUAAGC